Molecule: messenger RNA, 369 nt
Organism: Pedinophyceae sp. YPF-701
Lineage: Eukaryota; Viridiplantae; Chlorophyta; Pedinophyceae
Source: the annotation of a GenBank genome assembly
AUGAAGCUGCUCCUGCACAACCUCCUAGAGUGCAACAUCAAGGGCGUCGAGAACGGCUACCCGCUGAAGAUAGAGGCGCGAAAAGUGGAAGUGAAGGAGGCAGACUUCCAGGCCGACUUCCUGAAGCGCAUGCUGCAGCGACUCGACUGGAGCGCGCUCGUCCAGGGCGCCAAGGCGAUGGGCGUGCCGGACCUCCCCGAGCAGUACAGGCCCGAGAUGGCGGACGACGAGGCCUUCCUCAGGGCCCUGCACCACGCACUGCUGGAGGUGCACCUGGAGGAGGGCGCGCUGAUAUGUCCGGAGAGCGGGCGGAGGUUCGAGGUCAAGGACGGGGUGCCGAACAUGAAGCUCGCGGAGGACGAGGUGUGA